UUCCCCAGUUUUGUAAAGAUUUUUGUAGCGGUGGUUGUGUUGAUCGUUUGCCGGUGCACAUUAUAUAGGAAAUGCAACAUUUUUCACAUUUUAUAUAUGUUUGUUGGACGUUUUAUGACACAUUCAGUUCAAGUUAUAGUUUACUGUGUUGAUUUGCUAUAGCCUAAGUAGUGAACGCCUUGUGUUAGUGUGUUUUAUUUUCGUAUAAUUUCAGUUUAGUGGUUGUGCAAGGAUUUGUCCCAUCGACACUUGAUUUGCUGCCUUGAUCUGCAUUCUCUGGUGUUUAUGAGAUGUCCUCUCGGUGAAAGUGAAGUACCAUCGGUCCGGCCCACCAUGGCGUCGUAGGCAGCAAUACUGAUAGAUAGUUGCGGUGUGAUCGUGAAAGGUCGCGAUGGGCGCGCCGGGCGUUUCGGACGAGUAUUCGCCGCCGCGUCUCUCGCGGCUGCUGCACGCCUUGCCGCAUAUCAACGUGACUCUGCAUCGGGUUAACGACACGUUUGCUCCUAAUUCCCCUGUUUAUCUAGAGAGCUUGGGCAUCCUCGGAUCCAUACCGGGCGCGUGGCUGAUCCUCACCCUGACAGUACUCCUCAUAUACCUGCUCACAAGAUGCUGCGACAGAAAGCAACGGCCACCAAGGAGUAUCACUGCUUUGAAGAUAACAUUGAUGAUCCUAUCGGUGCUGUGUUGCGGGGCGAUCGGCGUCGGUCUCUUCGGCAACGAUGACCUGCACAAUGCCAUGUUGCAAAGCAUCCAGGCCGGCAACCAGCUGGCCGCGCUCGUUAACACUGUUAAGAACCAGUCGAGCAUCCUAGAAGAAGCAAUGGGUUCGCGAGCACGGGCGCCUCUCGCCCGACUAGCGGACGCUCUAGACGCUCCCGUAGCCAACCAGACUGCUCUCGGCACGUUACUGCGAGCGUUGUCUGCUCUGCGCAACAACGCGAGCGCAGCUGCCUCAGCCGCUGACAAUCUGCGCCGGCCACUCGCUGCGUUGAACCUCGACGCUUUUAUGAAGCGUGCAUGGGUUUGGGAGGCGGCGCGCUGGGCGGGCGGCAUGGCGGGCUGGUGCUGCGGCGGUGCAGUCUGUGUCGCGCUGUUGGCUGCCGCCGCACGGCGAUCGCGACGGGCGUUACUGUUGCUCUGUGUGGGAGCACUAGGCGCAUUAGUGGUGUGCUGGCUGGCGGGCGCGGUGCUGGCGGCGGGCGCGGUGGCGGCGGCCGACGCCUGCCAGGACCCCGCCGCCGCGCUCGCGCACCAUGCGCCCCACAACUUGCCUCAGGACAUGGUGCAUUACUACUUAUCAUGCAAGGUGUCUCGUGAAAACGUGCUGACUGCCGAACUGAGGAACGCGCAACGAGCUGUAGUGGCCGUCAGACAGGCGUUGGCUGUGCUGGCUAGAGGCGCGCCGCAGCUGUUUAAUGAUCCUGGGCUGCAGCCGGCGCUGGGAGCACUGGGCGCGGGUACAGGCGAGGCGGAGCGCGCGCUGGUGGCGCUGAGCGGCGCGCUGGAGUGCCGCAUGGCGCGCGCCUACUUCGUGGCCGCCGCGCGCGCCGCCUGCGACGCCGGCCUGCAGGCAUUGUCACUCCAGCUGCUAGCGGCGGUGGCGGCCGGCUUCCUGUUCACAGCUAUCGUACUGGUAGACUCGCAUGCCUGGAUAUACAUCAACACAAAACGAAGCGGCGGCGGCGAGGAACAAGCUCCAUUCUUAUCAAGCGGCGGCAGCAGUCAGGCCAGCCGUACUUUACCAAGACCCGCGCCAUACAACAACGGCAAACCGCCUUCUUACGGGGCUGCCGUACAACUGAUGGAUUUGGAGCGACCUAGCCCCGGCAAGCCACCAUCCUACGGCGCCGAUGUGCAACUCAUGGACUUCGACAAGCCCAGGUCUCGCAUGUCGGGCAGCGCGACGCUGGGACGCGGCGCGGGCGGCGGCGGCGCGGCGGCGCUGGGCGGCGCGCACACGCUGGGCCGCGCGCCGCACAACGGCAAGUACGCCACGCUCAGCAAGCAGUGCAAGACGCUCGAGAGCAGCGACUUCUACUGAGACCGGCCCGGCGGCGCGCACCCACCCGAACACAACGCAGGUCAAACGGGACGUUCGACAAGCCUGAACCGCUUCGACCCGAAGUACGCGUCGUUCGGGCCCCGCGCGCCGCGGCCGCGUCCCGCCGCCGCCGCCGUCUCGCUCGGCACCUUCUCCGCGCCCGCCGCCGACAAGUUCGCCACCGUGCGGCCCGCGCGCAAGCACGAGCCGCAGCCGCUCUCCGCCGCCGCGCUCGAGUACCGCUCCCUGCAGCGCCCGCGCCGCGCCCCGCCCACACAGCCCCACGCUACCCACACCACGCACCGCCGCCGCCAGGAGCGCCCCGAGCGCCCAGAGCGCGGGGAACGCCCCGAGCGCGGCGAGCGCCCCGAGCGCGGCGAGCGCCCCGAGCGCCCCGAGCGCGGCGAGCGCGAGCGUCCCGAGCGCUCCGAGCGCGCCGAGCGCAUCCACCCCCCGCACCAGGACACGCGCGACCUCUACGCCGUCACAGAACUCUAGGGAACACCCCACACCUCCCUCACCCCCAUAGACAUACUGCUAUAACCCCCAGUGAAAUAAAUCACUUCAAAAAACGCUGCGGCUGCCCCUAGUGUACCCCCAAUCUCUCCCUAAGACGCUGUGACCAGUGUACUCGAUACGAUUCGUGACGAUUUCGACACUCGAUAUGUCGCUAUGUCGAUCAUAGCGAAUGCAGAGUGAACUAUGAACUUUGUGGAUUUGUGACUGAUAUGUUCUCGGCUGUGGAUUUACUGUUUACGUAUGUGCUAACAGAAUAGCUGUCGAAAAGUUAUUUCAAAAUAAAAAGACAAGUUUUUGAAGUAGCUUAAAAUUGAUUAAAGUAAAAAGACGUUUGAUGACGAGUUUCUGUCAGCACAGAUGUGUAACGGCUCGAUUGAUUUCUACCUGCGCGUGAUUGCUCAAAAUCUUUGUAAUUUAUUGUGAAUACUGGUCUAAUAUAUUUUACAUCUAAAAUAUUUUGACUAUAGUUAUUUUUGCUGUCUCGAAUUUUGAUAGUGAAUCAGUUUAGCACAAAUAUUUAGGUAAUGUUACAACGUAACUACACUAAAAAUCAUCUUCAGUGAGGCCUAUGUUUUUUACAUAUUUUUAUCAAAAACUUGCAUCGGCAUAAUUUUUUAUUGUUUGUUUGUCAGUAUGUAUAAUUAAAGUCUAAUAAGGCUGUGUUAGCGAAUGUUGACGACCAAUAUUUUAUAACAAUUUUGUUGUAACUCUCACGUUAAAGUUUAUAGUGACGACUGCUGUCAACAAACACUGUUGAAUGUUUUUGAACUCGGGUUUUCGCUCAAUAUAGUUAUAAGAUGAAUCCGGCUAUGGUCUAACUUUCCAACUGUUAGUAUGAUUAAACGCUUUUUAGCGCUAACUUUAGGACGAAAUUGCCAAAUUACUGGAAAAAUAUUCUUUUGGCAUGUUUCUAUUACAUUUAAAAGUAGUUGGCUUGGAGCCCGACAGUAGAAAUUUUAUUGCAUUGUAUAUCUCUACAUAAUGUAAGCAUGUACAAAAUAUUAACAGUAGAUAAUCGUAAUUUACUUUCAUCCUUGUGUGCUAUUACACAAAUAAUUAAAACGACGUUUGAAAUAUAAAAUUAUCAUUAUUUUGAAUUAAUCUGGAAUCUCUACCGGCUAUAGUAAUAAAUAUUGUUUAGCUUUCAUAUUUAUGGCUCAAAAUUUUAACUGAUUUGAAUUGCGUGGACCUAAUGUAAAUAUAAGUUAGGGCUAUUUAAUUUUAAAUUUGAAUUCAAACUUAUUUUAUUUACAGCUAAUAAAUUAAUUGUAAAUAAAAUAAAAAUUAAGCAUUCCAUCGUGUGUGACUAGUAAGAUGUGGAAUUGGUAGAAGCAAUUUAAAUAAAAAAUGUAUUAAUUAUUUGUAAAUAAGGUGCAAAUGAUAACUGCCAUUUGAUCAAGAAUUAUUCUGACGGUUUGUCUGUAAACAGUGUAGUAUUAAUAUUAAUGGAAAACUACUGCUCUUGCUAUUAACACCACAAAAUGUAACUAUUAAUCGUUUAAUGGAGGCGUGUAUUUUUGAAAAUAAUCUAGGGAUAUGCUUAUACAAUAUUCUGAACAAAACGUUGAACUAAGAGGUUGAAUAUUGGCGCCGGGCACGCCACAUACAAAUUUGGCUCUUGUGCAAGUCAAAAUAAAGGUUAUUUUCAAUGAUACACGGCCGGGAUAAUCUUAUUAGCUGUAUCUAAUAAAUUACGUAGGAUAAGUAACAAUGGUACCAUUUUUUAUUCUAUUAAGCGAACUGUUUUGUAUCUCAGUAUUAAAAUAGGGAAUUUUGUGAGACUUUACAACGACGUUCGUACGGUUUUUUAUGAUCAAAGUAUUCUUUAAGUUUCUCAAAUUUCACGGUACCAUAUGCAGUGUAUUCGCCAAAGAUAAAGCAUAAUUUAACUUAAGUAUGUUUAAGGUUUAGGUGGUAAGGUUCAAAUUUGUACAGCAACAAGUUACUCAUCGUCAAUAUCGUGAAACCUUCGUUCGGUCCCAGUAGCCUCAAUAACUAAUUUAUUACUGCCAAUAGAUAAAGCAAUAGAUUCUCAAACCUGUGUAUUCCCUGGGAUCCGACCGAAGAGGAUGGCUGUUAAUAAUUGUGAUUAUUUUCUCGUCUGAAUGGUAUAAACGAAUAAAACCUAUUCGGUCACUUUUGAGACUACGAAAUUUUUAUAUCUCUUUUUUACGACGUAAAAAUUGUGGUGUCGUAAUGUGGCGUGACCCUAGUGUGUAAAUUUCAAACGAAAUGGAAAUAAAAUAUGCAAUAACAAAAAUAUACUAUCUCUACAUUGUAAGAAAACACAAUUUUUCAAUGUAAUUACUGCACACUAUUUAUAAUCGUAAAUAAUAAACAGUUAGACAGUUGUAAAAUAUGUUUACGGUUCUUACGAGGUGAUUUCUUACCGGGUAAUGUAUCCGAACGUUGAUUGAUUCGCGGGAUAUUACGCAAAAAGGUUUUUUUAGCAAAUCCGGGAACAGAAAUUGCUUCAGUUGUUCGAAGCUUGUUUGCUUUUAAUUUGAAUACAAUACAAUGAAGUUACCGUAGUGUGGUAAUAUAUUUACCUAAAUAGGAAGCGUAACGCGGGAGUAAGUAACGCGAAUUUCGAAUAUUAGCCUUUUAUUUCUAAAAUAAUGAACAUCAAUUAAUAUAAGGUUAGUAAUUUUUGUUCUGCAUUUUCUUAGUAGGUUUGCUAAGUCAUUUUUGAAGGAACAUCCACAUUUUGAAUUUACGAUUGAAGUAUUUUCUCAGUUAUGAAAUUUCUUGAUACUUUAAUAGAAUAAUGUGGACCGUUUUGAUGUUUCCUUUUUAUUACAAAGUGCCAUAAAUUAUGUUGUUACUGAUUAUCCAAGUGAUUAUUUGGCAGCGUAUCCGAAUAGAUUAUUUUUCGAAAUACUGAAUUUAGAAUUUACACGUUUAUGUUUUUAAAAGUUUUUUUAAAACUCGCUUUAUUCGUUGUUUUGCUUUUUCAAGUCAAUUAUGGUGCGCCCGAGUAUGUUUAAUGUAAUGUAAAUGCAAUUGUCACUGUGUGUUGUAAGAGAUGAGGUACCAUAACAAUCCCUAAUUUAUAUAAAAAAGUGUAAUUACAAUAUGACUUAUUUUUAUUUUAAAACUAGCUGAUCCCGCGAACUUCGUAUCGUUCAAACCUUCCCUGGACCUCUACAAACAUUUUAAAACCAAAAUCAGCUCAAUCGGCCCAGCCGUUCUCGAGUUUUAAUCAGACUAACGAACAACAAUUCAUUUUUAUUUAUAUAGAUAUGUGUAUUGUCGGUAGUUUAUUUUAUUCUGACUAGAGAAGAUGGUAACAUCUCAGGUUGAAAUAAGCUCAAUAAAAUAAAUACAGGACAAAAUAGAUUAUUACAAAUCCGCUUACAUUUUUAACAAAAAAUAUAAGCAACGGAUGAUUGUAACGCUAAUUACCUAUUUUUAAAAACAACGUUUUUUACUAAUUCCUCUUAUUAUGCACCUAACAUCUGUGAACAAAAUAAAAAUUAAUAUUAAAUUGAUUUGACUUAGUUCAAAAUGGCCGUCGUUUCUUACAACACAAGGUGCGUUAGUGUUAAGUCUCAUCUCGUGAUGUAUGACGUGUAUAACGUAAAUUAUAAACGGUUGAUGAUAGAACAAGUGUAUGAGUUUACAAUGAAAAUAAUAAAUGGAUUAAAAAUA
Helicoverpa zea (corn earworm) is the source of this 6211-nucleotide messenger RNA. RefSeq names its product protein tweety-like. Gene Ontology annotation, cellular component: plasma membrane. Lineage: Eukaryota; Metazoa; Arthropoda; Insecta; Lepidoptera; Noctuidae. The record is from RefSeq and is a predicted model, not a curated record. The coding region runs from base 392 to 2041 and encodes 549 amino acids. Gene Ontology annotation, molecular function: volume-sensitive chloride channel activity; intracellularly calcium-gated chloride channel activity. The transcript has 15 exons.